AUGGCGAACAAGUCAAAACAGACGACCAACUCUUCAUCUUCGUCAACGGAAUAUGACGAAAAAAGCAUACAGGAGCUGUUUGCCAUUACGGGCAAGUAUGCCUCUAGCGAAGAUUUCCAGAAACUGAAGAGACUUGACAAAGACAAUGGAGAACUGAGGCAGGACGUUGUUAAUCUCGGCAUUAGGAAUGAGAAGAACUUGGAGGAUUUCAUAAGGCUCAAGGGAGAAUGGGAAGUGGAGAAGGAAGGGCUGGUGGCUCAGCUUAAGGAAAAGGAAGACGAACGAAAUCAAGAGCUCCUAAACCGCCGAGCAGUUGAUCAAAUGUUAAGCGCCGAACGCGACACUACGGAGAAGCUGCGUGAACAGGCUGAAGAGCAAGAGGCACAUAUCCUACGGCUAGUCAAGAAAACUAAGGCAGACGAGACAGAGUUAAAUCGUCUUGACGCCAUCAGUCAAGAGCGCAACGACAUCCUGGACCAAGAGAGAAGGGACAAGGCCAAACUGCAAAGAGAAGUAAAUGAAACGCUCAAGCAGCUCGAGACCAGAACCAAUGAGUUAUCCGAUGCGACGAGUUCUCUCACAAUUUGCGAGACCCUUGCUGGUAUGUUCGACGCCGCCUUAGACUUUUUCCAGCGGAAAUUGGGCCAUGAUCUUGAUGCCGACGUUCUUGCACGAAGCAACUCUCAAACUUUUGCUUUAAACGCCCCUCCAAUUCCUCUGCCCGCUUCCAAUACGGAGGACGCCAAGAGAAUGAGAGUUGUGGCAGGCCUUAUGGUUUAUGGAAAGGCCCUCGUUAACAACGUAUUCCGGCCGACAUAUAACACUCAAAGCCACCAGCUCGACGAAGUGUUGCACCUUACCGCUGCGCAGAACCCGUCCCAAGAGACGUUUAUCCGUGCGGUAUUGCUAAAAGCAGCGCCAGAAAAACAGCAGCAGAACCGGGAAAGUUGCGUCGAGUUAGCCGUCCAAGAGGUACUAGUCGUGGUAGACCCCUGGAUUCAAAACAAGCUGGAAUUCAGAUCAGAGCUAAAGCACAUCUGUGAUCGGGCAUCUACAGCCUGGGCGCAAGUCCAGCUCUUGGAGUCUAGAGUUCGGCCAGACUUCCACUUUCAGCAUCCCGAAGAGUGGAAAGCCCUUCCUUUUCCGAUAUUGCGGUCGAACCCAACCAUUGUCUCUAAAGUUGGCAAUUCAAAGCAGACCCCCCCGCAGAAAAAAGUGCAAGGCCGCCAGCCAGAUUUAUCUACGGCGAGCCCCAAGCUGAGCGCACUGAAUAGUAGUGAUGUAGCCAGAGUGGUAUGGCCGUCAUUCCUUGCCACUGAUCCUCAGGCAUUCGAUGAUGAGACGGAUUCUACACCGUUGGAGUUAGUGUAUUAUGGAUACGUCUUGACGCAGGCGCAGAUAAAGGGUGCGGAGGAUGAAACUUCCCAGGCAUCUCAAAGGGUAUCUCUGAGGCCCAGGAAGAGACGGGAUUCAGGCGUUUUUGUUUCAAACAGUACACCGGGCGGAACAAGCUCGAAAUGA
Pochonia chlamydosporia 170 is the source of this 1521-nucleotide messenger RNA. RefSeq lists its product as hypothetical. The record is from RefSeq and is a predicted model, not a curated record. Lineage: Eukaryota; Fungi; Ascomycota; Sordariomycetes; Hypocreales; Clavicipitaceae. The coding region runs from base 1 to 1521 and encodes 506 amino acids. The transcript has 2 exons.